This is a messenger RNA of Scomber japonicus (chub mackerel), 767 nucleotides long. Its product is annotated as hepatitis A virus cellular receptor 1 homolog. The transcript has 6 exons. NCBI's taxonomy places the organism in Eukaryota, Metazoa, Chordata, Actinopteri, Scombriformes, Scombridae. Bases 74 to 760 code for a protein of 228 amino acids. The record is from RefSeq and is a predicted model, not a curated record.
CUCAGAGUAUGUGUGGGGGAAGGAAUACAUCUUAUCCUCACUUCAGGACAUUGUUAUACAAUAGCCUACACACAUGCGUGGUCUUUGUUAUUUUUUCCUCUCCGUCCUGACCCAAAUACAGUGCAGCAGCUUUGAAGUCAUUGGCCUCGUUGGGCACAAUGUCACUUUGCCCUGCAGGUAUGACAUGCAAACUCAUGGUCUGCUGGGUUUCUGCUGGGGACGAGGAAAGGUGCCCAGGUUCAAAUGCUCCAACACCAUCCUCUCCUCAUCAGAUGGGGUCAUACUAUCCAGGGCCUCCAGGGACCCUAAGUAUCAGCUGCUGGGCAGGGUGACGGAUGGAGAUGUGUCCCUAACCAUCCUGAAUGCUCAGUGGAGUGAUGCUGGUGUGUAUGGCUGCAGGGUCAAGAUUCCUGGGUGGUUCAAUGAUUAUAAAGUCAACACAUACCUGGUCAUGGAGGAAGAUCCUGUGGAACAACCUAUUACCCAGGACUACGAAUUUGCUACCAGUGGGAGACAAGAAGUGUUGACAACAUCUGGAGUAGGUGGCACAACACUGGACGGCAUUAGCGAUUUCACAGCGGAGGACAAAUUCAAAGCCUUCUUGGAAGUGGGGAACAUCGGCAGAAUGGCAGUUAUUUUCCUCUUCACCAUAAUCAUAAUCCUCGUCUUUAUUUUCUGGAGAAGGUUGCUGCAGAGGAAGACACUUCAACAUCUCUCAGACUCGGCUGCUGAGAACAUUUAUGAAAGUCUCAACGCCUGAGUGACGG